UCUUAGGUCGAACACCCUAGCGAGGUUGCAAGCUAUUGCUGAUAUCGGAAUUUGCGAAUACCGAUGAGCAAUAGCUAAGUCAGCCUUUCGGUGGUUCGAACUACGGGGUCGCCGUAGAGAAACGUAGAAUUCAUUCAUUCGUUGAUAGUCAGUGGAAAGUGACAAAGGGUGACAUAUGGUCGGUGCCAUGAAGAGCUUUAUAGCGACUAGAAUAUUUUUUAUUCUUCCCAUGACCAUGUCUCUAGCAGAGGAAGUCGAAAUCAGUACAGGGGUGUACUGGAAAAAGUUACCAGAGACAAUUAAUUAUGAAGCCACCAUUCCCCUUACCUAUUCGACGAGCUGGAGGUCAAACAUGAAGACAGAAAGUGAAAUUAACCCGAUCAACUAUUGUAGCAGAGGAGAAGGAAAAGUCGGAUGUAAAAUAAUCGAUGAGAUGGGGAGACUUUCGACCAUCUAUGAGAGGGAACGUUCAAUGUUGGGACAAAUGGUGGACAGUCAGGUUAAAGCGGGCCACCAAACAAACACAAGAUUUCAAAGGGCGCUGGACUUCAUAGCAAGUUCAUUCGAAUGGUGUUGCGGGUUUGCGACACAACAAAAAUUUAAUAAGUUGGCAAUGACAGAAGGCGAAUUAGCACAACACGUGGAAGAAAUCCAACGAGGAUUAAGCGAAACCUUGAAAAACAUGGGUAAGGAGUCACACGAAUUUGCAGCGUACCAGAAAGAAGCAGCGACCGCUUUUGAAAAGGCGGAGAAAAGGAUGCACAUAAUCGAAAAACUGGCAAUGGACAUGACAAACAACAACAACAUUCACAUGGAGGAGGACGAAAAAUUAAUCACAGCGGCGGUCUACAACACCUAUCUAAAUUUAAAAAGGACCUUGAACAACUUAAGGACGAUGGAAGAAAACGAAAUUGCGACCGCCUGUAAACAACACUUGAUACCUCAGACCAUCUUACCACCAGCAAUUUUGAGAAAAGACCUACAGAAAUUAGCCCUACACAUCCAGCAACACGAUCAGGAACUGGCCAUUCCUAUGAGUAACAUCUGGAUGUUAUACACGCUACCGAUAAGUGAUUGCACACUGACUGGAGGAAACAUAACCAUACAAGCACGAAUCCCAAUCAGAAGAAAAGAUUACACCUGGACUCUGUAUGAGUUAAGUGCACCUUUCGCCUGGUACAACCACACUUGCAGGAUUCAACAUGAGAGCACAUAUGUCGCAAUUUCGAACGGGAAGAAAAUAGAGACGAGAACAAUCUCCGGUGUGAGCCUGCACCACUGUCGACCUUUUGAAAAUAAAUUGUGUUUCCUACCGAGGUUUUCGGCCGAUUCGAUUCAUGGGCCGACGUGCGUAAGAAAAUUAAUCUCAGGGGGGUCAAUCGAAGAAUUAGGAAGUCAUUGUCCUAUGACAUGCAACAGAUCACAAAGAUCACAGAGAUCGAAGAUGAAAUAUUUAUCAUGA
Messenger RNA from Tribolium castaneum (red flour beetle), 1462 nucleotides. RefSeq lists its product as uncharacterized. Lineage: Eukaryota; Metazoa; Arthropoda; Insecta; Coleoptera; Tenebrionidae. The transcript is spliced from 2 exons. The record is from RefSeq and is a predicted model, not a curated record. The coding region runs from base 176 to 1462 and encodes 428 amino acids.